AUGCGUUUAAUUAUUCGUGAAGAUUGUGAUGCAGUUUCUGAAUAUAUGGCAACAUAUAUCAAGAAUCGUAUAUUAGAAUUUAAUCCAACUCCUGAGAAACCUUUUGUUCUUGGUUUGCCAACUGGUUCUUCGCCAAUUGGUGUUUAUAAAAAUUUAGUAAAGUAUCAUAAAAAUGGUGAAUUAAGUUUUCAAAAUGUCGUUACUUUUAAUAUGGAUGAAUACGUUGGUUUGCCAAGAGAUCAUUCAGAAAGUUAUCAUUCUUUCAUGUGGCAUAAUCUUUUCAAACAUGUAGAUAUAAAUCCGAAAAAUGUUCAUAUACUCAAUGGUAAUGCCGAAGAUCUUGAAAAAGAAUGUACUGAUUUUGAAGUCUCUAUUAAAGCUGCUGGUGGCAUAGAACUAUUCUUGGGAGCUUUUAAUGAGCCUGGAUCUUCGUUGAACUCAAGGACUCGUGUAAAAACUUUAGCGUAUGAUACAAUUUUAGCAAAUUCAAGAUUUUUUGAAAAUGAUAUCAGCAAAGUACCUAGAAUGGCAUUAACUGUUGGGCCAAAUGUAUCGAAGAAGGUUGAUAUUAUUUUAUUUAUAGUUGUUGUUGCAUUAACACGUAUAAACCAUAUGUGGACUGUGUCAGCAAUUCAAAAUCAUCCCAAGGCUUUAAUUGUUUGUGAUGAAGAUGCAACACUUGAAUUGCAUGUAAAAACUGUAAAAUAUUUUAAGAGUAUUGAACACGUUAUUAAAAAUCUUAUUGGAGCUGAAAAUGUUGGUUUACAAGGUAACGUAAAAAAGUAUCCCACACCAGUAGUUACACCAACAAGAGAGGAAUUUUAUAAUUUGCCUUUUUGA
Messenger RNA from Entrophospora sp. SA101, 840 nucleotides. The record is from the annotation of a GenBank genome assembly. Lineage: Eukaryota; Fungi; Glomeromycota; Glomeromycetes; Entrophosporales; Entrophosporaceae.